AUGAAGACCAACUUCUCUGCCCUCCUGGCCUUGUUGGCCGCCAACCGAGCUCUUGCGCAGCAGAACUGCUGCGUUGACGGCGCGGACUACGAGGGAACCUACGGCGUCACCUCGACCGCUGAUUCAGUCACUAUCAAGCUGGUCACCGAGAACGAGCAUGGCCGCAACGUUGGCGCUCGCUUGUAUCUUACAGAUGGCGGAUCUAAGUACCAGCUCUUCAACCUCCUUGGGAACGAAUUCACCUUUGACGUGGACUCCUCCAACGUGGACUGUGGUCUCAACGGUGCUCUUUACUUCAUCUCCAUGGAUGCAGAUGGUGGCCAAGGCAAGUUCCCUGGUAACAAGGCCGGCGCUAAAUAUGGCACUGGAUACUGUGACGCCCAGUGUGCCCGCGAUUUGAAGUGGAUAGAUGGCACCGGUAAUGUUGAGGGCUGGCAGCCCGUCGGCGAAUUCGCCCCAGAUGUCGGCACUGGUGACAUGGGCGCGUGCUGCGCUGAGAUGGAUAUGUGGGAGGCCAACAAGGCGGCCACGUCCUACACUCCUCACCCUUGCGUUAACAACGCCUACCAUUCCUGCUCCGGCGAUAGCUGCGGUGGUACCUUUUCUGCGGAUCGGUAUGGCGGCACUUGCGACGCUGACGGCUGCGACUUCAACCCCUUCCGCCAGGGCAACCGAGAGUUCUAUGGAGAGGGCUCCGGCUUCACCAUUGACUCCACCAGUAAAAUCACUGUUGUGACACAGUUCAUCAAUGAAGGACCUGGUGGUGAUCUCUCCCAGAUCCGCCGCCUCUAUGUCCAGAAUGGCGAGGUCAUUGGUAACUCCGAGUCCACUGCCCCUAACAACCCCGGCAACGCCAUCACCGACGAAUUCUGCGCUGCCCAGAAGGAGGCGUUCGGCGAGGAGCAGGAUCAGUUCACCGAAUUCGGUGGUUUGUCUCACAUGGGCCAGGCUCUCGAUGCCGGCAUGGUUCUGGCCGUCAGUCUUUGGACCGACGCCCACGCCAACAUGCUCUGGCUCGACUCAACCUACCCCAUCGGAGAGACCGGCUGGGGAGCCGAGCGAGGACCCUGCCCGUCCGAGAACCGCACGCCUCCCGAGAUCGAGGCCCGUGUUCCCGAUGCUUCGGUCACUUUCUCCAACAUCAAGUUCGGCCCCAUCGGCUCCACCUUCACCGAGGGUGAGGUUACUCCUCCUGGCCCCGGUAACCCUCCUGUUGCCACUACCACAGCUUCGACACCCGCUCCUACUCAAGCUCCCGGCGGCCCUACUGCUCCCCAAUGGGGUCAGUGCGGUGGACAGGGCUGGUCCGGCGCAACCACUUGUGUCUCUGGUACCACCUGCACUGUCGUCAACGACUGGUACCACCAGUGUCUCUAA
Molecule: messenger RNA, 1377 nt
Organism: Verticillium alfalfae VaMs.102
Lineage: Eukaryota; Fungi; Ascomycota; Sordariomycetes; Glomerellales; Plectosphaerellaceae
Product: exoglucanase
Exons: 3
Coding region: 1-1377 (458 amino acids)
Biological process (GO): carbohydrate metabolic process
Cellular component (GO): extracellular region
Molecular function (GO): cellulose binding; hydrolase activity, hydrolyzing O-glycosyl compounds
Source: RefSeq, a predicted model, not a curated record